AUGUCGAGAGAAGAGCCCUUCACCUCGCGCGAGAAUGGGAAGAACCGAGGCUUACGUCGCGCCGCUGGCCUAGGACACCACAAAAACCUCUCUCUACCCGGCGCGCACAGCCUCUAUUCACUCCCCAAAGAGCGCACGGCGCCCAAAACUUCCGACAGUAUGCAGAAACCGGAGGGUAAGUCGCGCGACGCUGGUUCUAUCGGCCGAUUGCUUCGAGUUGACGAUGAUCUCGCAGAUCAACCAGGAAAGUGGGCUGAGGCUCCUGUCUUCAUCCCUCAGCGCAAUCGACCGGAGUUCAUGGAACCUUCACCGUCGCCAGCCCCCUCUAUCGCCGAACAGAUCGACGCGAUGGAAGCGAAUUGCCGCCAAAUCUGCAACAUGCUGCGCGCCUCUUACGAGAACAACGGCGCAGAGACCCCAGCACCAGCAUCAGACGGCGCGAGCGUUUGGUCGGAAGGCGCGUCGUCGGCCGUGUCCGUGGCUGCAGCUCCACCGCCGGCAACUCUAUUCGAGUGGCAACAAACCCAGCAGCUGCUUGAGGCUAUGGCUCAUGGAGACGCUCCCGAAGCUGUCCAUGCCUGCCGCAAGAACUUGAUUCGGACCUGGAUUGAGAUGGGAGUCCUGGAGGCGAAGAAGUGA
Messenger RNA from Mytilinidion resinicola, 639 nucleotides. RefSeq lists its product as uncharacterized. The transcript has 2 exons. NCBI's taxonomy places the organism in Eukaryota, Fungi, Ascomycota, Dothideomycetes, Mytilinidiales, Mytilinidiaceae. The record is from RefSeq and is a predicted model, not a curated record. Bases 1 to 639 code for a protein of 212 amino acids.